Messenger RNA from Trichoderma atroviride IMI 206040, 489 nucleotides. RefSeq lists its product as uncharacterized. Gene Ontology annotation, cellular component: catalytic step 2 spliceosome. Lineage: Eukaryota; Fungi; Ascomycota; Sordariomycetes; Hypocreales; Hypocreaceae. Gene Ontology annotation, molecular function: peptidyl-prolyl cis-trans isomerase activity. Gene Ontology annotation, biological process: protein peptidyl-prolyl isomerization; protein folding. The record is from RefSeq and is a predicted model, not a curated record.
AUGGCCACAAACGUCAUCCUAGAAACCUCAAUGGGCACAAUCACCCUCGAGCUCUACACAUCCCACGCCCCCAAAACCUGCAACAACUUCGCCACCCUCGCCCGCCGCGGCUACUUCUCCUCCACAAUCUUCCACCGCAUCAUCCCAGACUUCAUGAUCCAGGGCGGCGACCCCACGGGCACCGGCCGCGGCGGCUCCUCCAUCUACGGCGACAAGUUCGAAGACGAAAUCGACCCGGCCCUCAGGCACACCGGCGCGGGCAUUCUCAGCAUGGCCAACGCGGGGCCCAACACAAACGGCUCGCAGUUCUUCAUCACGUUGGCGCCGACGCCGUGGCUCGAUGGGAAACACACCAUCUUUGGGAGGGUCAAGAGCGGGCUGGGCGUGGUGAAGAGGAUGGGUCUGGUGCCUACGGGGCAGGAGGAUAGGCCGGUGGAGGACGUCAAGUUGAUCAGCGCCAAAGUGGUAGAAGGCGAGGAGCAGGAGUGA